Molecule: messenger RNA, 801 nt
Organism: Propithecus coquereli (Coquerel's sifaka)
Lineage: Eukaryota; Metazoa; Chordata; Mammalia; Primates; Indriidae
Gene: RSPO1
Product: R-spondin 1
Exons: 5
Coding region: 1-801 (266 amino acids)
Source: RefSeq, a predicted model, not a curated record
AUGCGGCUUGGGCUGUGUGUGGUGGCCCUGGUUCUGAGCUGGAUGCACCUGGCCAUCGGCAGCCGUGGUAUCAAGGGGAAGAGGCAGAGGCGGAUCAGUGCCGAGGGGAGCCAGGCCUGUGCCAAAGGCUGUGAGCUCUGCUCAGAGGUCAACGGCUGCCUCAAGUGCUCGCCCAAGCUGUUCAUCCUGCUGGAGAGGAACGACAUCCGCCAGGUGGGCGUCUGCCUGCCGUCCUGCCCGCCUGGCUACUUCGACGCCCGCAACCCCGACAUGAACAAAUGCAUAAAAUGCAAGAUUGAGCACUGCGAGGCCUGCUUCAGCCACAACUUCUGCACCAAGUGUAAGGAGGGCUUGUACCUGCACAAGGGCCGCUGCUACUCGGCCUGUCCUGAGGGCUCCUCGGCUGCCAGUGGCACCAUGGAGUGCAGCAGUCCUGCACAAUGUGAAAUGAGCGAGUGGUCCCCAUGGGGUCCCUGCUCCAAGAAGAAGAAGCUCUGUGGUUUCCGGAGGGGCUCUGAGGAGCGGACACGCAGGGUGCUCCAUGCCCCUGGCGGAGACCACGCCACCUGCUCCGACACCAAGGAGACCCGGAGGUGCACAGUGCGGAGGGUGCCGUGCCCUGACGGGCAGAAGAGGAGGAAGGGAGGCCAGGGCCGACGCGACAACGCCAGCAGGAACCUGGCCAGGAAGGAGAGCAAGGAGGCGGGCACUGGCUCUCGGAGACGCAAGGGGCAGCAACAGCAGCAGCAGCAGCAGCAGCAAGGGACGGUGGGGCCACUGACGUCUGUGGGGCCCACCUAG